This is a messenger RNA of Theileria orientalis strain Shintoku, 1089 nucleotides long. RefSeq lists its product as uncharacterized. The transcript has a single exon. Lineage: Eukaryota; Apicomplexa; Aconoidasida; Piroplasmida; Theileriidae. The record is from RefSeq and is a predicted model, not a curated record.
UUGGAUGCUGCCAUUGACAAGUUCAUUUCGGAGAACUUCGACUGUUCUCGCGAGGACGCCAUAAGCAAACUCAUCUCGAAGCGCGGCAAGAGCCCCUCCAUCCUCACUCUCAUCGGCAAAAAGGUUCUCCCCGACCGCCACUCGCGCUCGGUCUACAGCUACUACCGGAGGCACCUGCUCUCCCACAAGGCCGGCAAGUGGAGCGACUACGAGCUCCUCAUCCUCCUCAAGUCGUUCUUCCUCUCGGGCUCCUACGAGGGCAACAGCUGGAAGGCCGUCUCCCGGGUCCUCAACCGCUCUCCGGAGCAGGUGCACGACAAGUUCCGCGAGAUUAAGCCCUUCAUUCACAACUACCGCGCCCUCGUCACUGACCCGAACCUCUCUGACUCCGACAAGGUCUCCAAGAUCGCCACCAUUAAUCGCAGCCCUCCCGGCGUCGAGGACGACGACGCUGAGGGCGUCAGCCGCGUCUCCGACAUCAGCGAGCACCAGCAGGAAAUCUACGACUACAUUCGCUCGCUCAUGCUCAACACGCGCCGCCUGGCUUCCCUUGAGAAGAUCCCCUGGUCCAAGGUCCAGGAGAAGUUUCCCGGCUACUCCACCUCGAAGCUCCGCAUUCACUUCAACAUGUCUCUGCUCCCCAAGGUUUACCGCAAGGUUUACCCUGAGUUCAGCGGGAAGCUCGUUUCUCGGCUCACCAUUCGCUGGAUUCGCAAGCUUCUCAAGCGCCCCAACUCUGAGAGGCUUCGUUCUCUCAAGGACAUCGACUUCAAGUCCAAGUUUCCCAUGCUCCCUGUGAUUUACACUACGCACUGCACUCGGAGGGCCCUUUCCAAGAUUAUUAGGAAGUACCAGGUUUACGCUGCUCGCUCUCAGCGUCUCUUCAUCGACUCCGAGCUCUCCGCUGCCGAAGUCGAGGAGCUGAAGAAGAUUAACCCUAAAAAUCUGGGUCGUAUUUUUUCCAACAAGUACAUCAGGAACAUCAUCAAGUUCGGCUACAGUGAGCUUGAGGUUAAGCACUGGAAGCUCCACGACAAGAACGUUCUUCGUUGCAUCAAGAACAACAUUCUGCCCGAGUGCACGCUAUAG